Messenger RNA from Diaporthe amygdali, 1266 nucleotides. Its product is annotated as Serine/threonine-protein kinase SKY1. The record is from RefSeq and is a predicted model, not a curated record. Bases 1 to 1266 code for a protein of 421 amino acids. Gene Ontology annotation, biological process: spliceosomal complex assembly; protein phosphorylation; regulation of mRNA processing. Gene Ontology annotation, molecular function: ATP binding; protein kinase activity. The transcript has 6 exons. Lineage: Eukaryota; Fungi; Ascomycota; Sordariomycetes; Diaporthales; Diaporthaceae.
AUGGUGGAGUGGACUGAAGAUCUAUACCCGAAUGCUACCAAUAUCCAGCCACACGAACCACCCGAAGACUACCGGCAGGGAGGCUUGCACCCCGUUGCUCUUGGCGAUACCUUCCAAGACGGGAGGUUUGUAGUCAGGCACAAGCUAGGCUUUGGGGGCCAAGCGACUGUGUGGCUUGUGCAGGAUACCCAAUACAGCCAAUGGGCGUCAUUGAAGAUCAAACAGUCUCGUAUAAGUGAAGGCCCACUAGAACAAGAUCAGGAAAUCCAAGCCCUGCAGGCGCUGGAGAAAUACUACGCCAGCAGUGACCAAAAGGCACCAAGAUGUUUCACUCGGCUAUUGACGACUUUCCAAGUCUGUGGCCCUAACGGCACGCACAACUGUCUCGUCACGGAAUUGGUUGGCCCAUCAGUCGCGAAGGUAGUCCGCGCUUGUAGUCUCUUCGGGGAGACCUUACGACCUGAUACGGUUCUUAGAGCUUCCAAGCGUGUGCUUCAGGGGGUCGACUUUGCGCAUCAUGCCGGCAUAGUUCAUGGAGAUGUUUCUUUUGGUAAUGUUGCCUUCACAUGCGAUGUGGCCUUGAAUGGCGAAGAGGACAUCUUUGUUGCGUUGGGUGGGCAGCCCAUGACCUCAACGAAUAAUGGCCGAGAGGCACUACCACCGAACAUGCCUCGGAUGUUAGUGAAAACAGCAGACUGGGAUAUGUGGACGGACCGAGACGAAGAAGAUAUCAGGCUCUUAGACUGGGGCUUGGCCUUCCCAGUAACGCAGGCAGUCACGUCGCUUCCUCAACCCAUAGAUCUCCGGUCGCCAGAGACUUUUUUCUGUGCAUCAAUAGACUUUCGCCAUGAUUUAUGGAGGGCGGGAUGUGUCAUCUAUGUGUUGUAUUUUCAGCAGUCACCGUUCCCAUUUCGGCACGGCACGGAUCGUGAAUUCAUUGGGAAGUUAGUGGAAAAGUUGGGUGCACUUCCACCACAAUGGAACUUGAUGUGGGAGGAAAUGGAAGGACCAAGCGCGAACCAUCAACUGAACGGCCACGAUUCAGAAGACAAGGAAGCCUUCGAAGAGAGGAGGAAAGCCAUUGUCACAGAGUGUCAGAAAGAGGACGAGUACGAAGCGGACGAGUAUUCAGAUUACGACUUUGAAUCACUUCAGCUGUUAUCUCCUGCGAUAACUGCAUUGCUGAAAUGGGAGCCGGAGAGACGUGUCUCUGCCCAGCAGGCGCUCUCAUUCUUGGAAUGGGUAGACUACCGUAAUGAGGCUUGA